UCCAUUACUCCUCUCAAAAAUACCAAACAUUUCCUGGUCUCAGCCUUCAUGGACCAGAGACUGAAUGGAUUUGACAUACGAAUCAUUGGCAUGUUUCGGAGAGACUCCAUCCAGCCACUCCACUGCCUUUUCUGCUGUGCUGGACGUUUAAGUGAAGCUACUCCCACAACAGUUUUUGUACACUCAGACCACUUUGGUUUUCCCAUUGCUACCACAGACAUCAUGUGUCGGAUUCCUGAGAACUGCGACCCUACACAUGUCACCCUUUUGACUCAACCCAGUGCAGAGAACGUAACUAACCCCACUUGGAUUCCUAUAAAAAACAAGAAAACUGUUGGAAAGGAUGAGGAAAAAAUGAACUUCACCGUCUGCAUUUCCAGCCUGUUUGGAGACUACAAUAAUGUGCUUCAGUUUGCACAGACUCUGGAGAUGUACAGGUUGCUUGGAGUGAACAGGGUGGUGGUCUACAACACCAGCUGUGGUCCAGAGCUUGACCAUCUUCUGCAGGAUUAUGCCCAAGAAGGGUUUGUGGAAAUAAUUUCUUGGCCCAUCGAAAAGUACAUGAAUCCAUCCCAUGGCUGGCUAUUCUCACGACAUGGAGGGGAUAUAAACUACUAUGCCCAGACCACCAAGCUUAACGAAUGCAUUUAUAGAGCCAUGGAGAAUUCACGCUAUGUCCUUUUGCAUGACAUAGACCAGAUCAUCAUGCCAUAUCAACACAGCAACCUGGUGUCUCUGAUGGACACGCUGCAACAACAGCAUCCAAACGUUGGCGUGUUCCGCUUUGAAAGUCACAGCUUUUCCAACAUGCGAUUUGAUCCAUAUGGAAAGUUUCAUCUUCCUCAGUGGCGCAGGGUGCCAGGAGUUAACAUUCUGGAACACAUUUACAGGGAAGAGCCCAAUAGAAAAGAAUACCAUCCAUACAAGAUGAUCAUUCAACCAAGGAUGGUGGAGCAGACCUCAGUGCAUGAAGUAAUUAAGAAUUUUGGAGAACAAUAUAUAGUUCCACCAGAAGUCAGCCGGAUCAUUCACAUUUGUUCGGGCGGGACCAUACCUCUGGAGCUACUUCAUGAAGACAAACGCCUGUGGGACUUCCAUGAAAAACUGAUUCCUAAUGUGGACAAGGUGCUGAAGAGAGUGGGGAUGAUGAUGUCAAAGAAUUGAAGAGGAUUUAUGGGAA
Nematolebias whitei (Rio pearlfish) is the source of this 1180-nucleotide messenger RNA. RefSeq lists its product as uncharacterized. The transcript is spliced from 4 exons. The record is from RefSeq and is a predicted model, not a curated record. Lineage: Eukaryota; Metazoa; Chordata; Actinopteri; Cyprinodontiformes; Rivulidae. The annotation marks the transcript as partial.